AUGAGCGAUCAUCUGAGUACUCCGCCCCAGGAGCAGGGCCAUAGAAGGAAUAAGGCGUCUAUUACUCGUGCAACAAGACCACGAUCUUCAACCAAAGGCCCUUUAGAUGCCGACAAUGGGCUCUUGACAUCUCCAACGGCCUCUGCCUCUCAGCUCAGCCCAACUCUCAUGUCACCAGCACGAUCUCCCUCCAACGCAGCGCAUCCUCGACAGGCCCCGCCAUCUCCGACUCCCCAACUGGGAGAAGCGAGGCCAAAGGACUUUGCGUUUCUCUUACAGCCUGAAAUCUACCAUCCCCUGAACUCACAAAACAUCCCCCCCGCAUUCAGAAACUCACAGAAGCAGCCCGGCCCAGAAGUGCCGAUAGACCAGCUGUUAGCCAAAGGCCACUUUCGGGCAGCAGCCAUUGCAGCAGCCCAGGAGCUGACUGGCUCAGUCAUAAAUGGGAGCAGCAUCGAUCCGCAUGAUGCCAACAGGAUAUUCAGGCUUCUGUACACCCGACUUGCCUGUCUAACCUUGAUUGACGCCACGUCGCUUGCAGCCCAGGAGGCCAAGGCACUAGAAGACCUAAACGACCCUCGGAGAUAUAUAGAUGAUACCACAAACGAGCAUCUUGUGCCAUGGGAGCUACGCGUACUACACGUGCGGCUGCAGGCGCUCGGUUUUGGAGACCCCCGUCGUGCUGUCAUGAGCUAUCAUGAUCUUGCCAGAGAGGCUAGAGAAAAUAUUAGAAAGGCGUCUUUGGUACAUGACAACUCUGCCAGAGAGCUUUGGAAGUCGCGGCUCCAUGAACUGGGCAUCAAAGUUGCAGGGGCUCUGAUUGAAAUGGACGAUCUGUCUGGCGCGGCGCAUCACCUCAGCGGUCUUAAAGAUCGAGGCGACGGCAAGCUGGCUCUAUCAAAAGCACUGCUUUGGCUACAUCUCGGCGAUACACGGAAUGCGCAGUUAUGUGCAAGCCAGUGCUCUGAGGAUACCGAGAGCGUUGAGAAGAUAAUCCUGGCCUUGUGCGACAUGGCAGACUCGAAUUAUGAACAGGCAUUGCAGAAAUGGCAGGAGUUUGAUAUUAUGACGGUAGAUGAGAUGGUUGGAGUGAACCAGGCCGUGUGUCUAAUCUACCUUGGACGAAUUCAAGAGGGCCGUACAAUACUGGAGAAACUGGUCGAUUCAGGCUUAUCGUCGCAUACUUUACUGUUUAAUCUAUCGACAACGUACGAGCUAUGCUCAGAAAGGAACCGGAUAUUAAAGGGCAGACUUUCGGAAAAGGUUGCUAACAUGGAAGAAUCGCCAUUUGGAUGGGAGAAGACGAAUGCUGAAUUCAAGCUCUGA
Molecule: messenger RNA, 1326 nt
Organism: Trichoderma atroviride IMI 206040
Lineage: Eukaryota; Fungi; Ascomycota; Sordariomycetes; Hypocreales; Hypocreaceae
Cellular component (GO): Golgi apparatus; TRAPP complex
Source: RefSeq, a predicted model, not a curated record